Fusarium proliferatum ET1 is the source of this 981-nucleotide messenger RNA. RefSeq lists its product as uncharacterized. The record is from RefSeq and is a predicted model, not a curated record. The transcript has a single exon. Bases 1 to 981 code for a protein of 326 amino acids. Lineage: Eukaryota; Fungi; Ascomycota; Sordariomycetes; Hypocreales; Nectriaceae.
AUGGGAUCAACAUCUACAAAAGGCACGGCAAACUCCCCACCAUUGACCACGUCGGCUCCUGGGAGUAACGAACAGGAGCUCAUCUCCAUGAGUACCCCCGGAGAUUCUGCUUAUCGUCUUCUAUCGAAGGAGGUAUUUAACCCAGCUUCCAUUUCCGUUGAAGAUGGCUACAAUGAGAAAUAUCUCGAGCCCACGAGAGCGACGCUCAAAGAAAUACCAGAUCUUCUCUACAAGGAACUUGAAAUCAUGUUUUUCGAGCAUUCCGCGGAACAGAUACGGAUGUAUUCAGAUCUCAAGAUUGGAUGGCGUGCAGACCACUGCAUGAAAACGGUCAACACACCACGUCUAUCAAAGCCUAUGGUUGGACCCUAUCAUCUUGACGACUGGUCAAAUAAGGAAGUAAUGGUCUAUUUCGAACAUAGGGCAGUUGGCAAUUUCGAUAGUCAAAAGAUCGCCCGGUAUAUAUUCCGAGAGUGGCUACGACUCCACAACCGUGGACCAGUCUUCCAGCGCGGUGGCUUUUUCGGCAAACCCUUACUCUUGCAAGAGAACGGUCCUCAAAAUCUCGAACAGCUGUCAAUAUUUCAUGCCGACCUGUCUCAAUACGUGUCCACUCAUGUAGAGCACUUGGUGAAGUUUAAGCGUGGGAGAAACUGGUGUUCGAGUUAUCCUGGAGAAGAGCCGCCUAAGGAUGAAAGCCCAGGCGACAUACGAACUUGGCGAGAGCAUGGUUACCACAUGUCUCAUCUGUUCCGCGCCCUGUAUCUGGUUGUUGAUAAGCCACCGUUGCCAGAUACUACAGGCCCAUAUUAUGAACCGCCAGGGUUGAAAGGCUAUGACAGGAUUCACAAAUUGGAUCAUCGAGUGGAGAAGCAGUUAAAACCGUGUACAGUUCUUCUCGUCAAAACAGGGGAUGAUGCACAUCUGUCUUCACCCAUCAGUUUUUUCCACUCUUCGAGGCAGGGCUACCAUCCAAUGUGA